Drosophila rhopaloa is the source of this 1419-nucleotide messenger RNA. RefSeq lists its product as uncharacterized. Lineage: Eukaryota; Metazoa; Arthropoda; Insecta; Diptera; Drosophilidae. The record is from RefSeq and is a predicted model, not a curated record. The coding region runs from base 1 to 1419 and encodes 472 amino acids. The transcript has 2 exons.
AUGGAGGUGCCUUGGAUUGUGCUAGUACUUUGGAUUGAGGUCACCUUGGGGCAAAGCUACUUGGCGGGCGAGCAUCGUCCACUUUGGAUACUGGAAGAUGGGCUGGCCAAGCGGCAGAGACAGGAUCGCCAAGAAGCGGAUUAUGAGACGACAACCAGGAUAACUCCGCUGAUGAUCCGGCGGCAGGGAAGAGGAAGAGGAGGUGUGGCACCCGAACCCAGACCCGUCACCUUUCUGGUUAGACAUGAAGAUCGGGAUGUGCCUCCGUCUCCUCCGCCUCCUCCUCCUCCUCCUCCUCCAAGACUUCCCCCUUCAUUACCCCAGCGACGCUUCAUGAUGCCCCAUCGCCUGCAGCUGCCCCAUCAGUACGUGCAACCAGCGAUCGCGCAGACCAGGAGUCACCGUCGGCAUCUGCCCGUUUUCGACAAUGGUCCCGGGGAGAAUUCCCUGGAUGACUAUCCCAUUUUCGUUUACAACGGAACCAGGGGGGAGCUGAUACUGAACACCAUGCUGAGUAGGAGGCGAUAUCCCAUGCAGGAGCCGGUUCCCGGUCAAGUGCUCUAUCCCCCCUCGACGCCCAUGUUCCGGCCCAAGCCGAUUGUCCAGCGAUUGCGAGUGCCGGGACAGCAGGAGAUGAUGAACCUGACCCUGAUACCCUUUUACGCACAUGAGGCCAUCGGGGAUCCGGGUCUGACCAGCACCACUAGUGCACCAACGAUCAGAACCACCACGCCCACUCCGCCACCCACUCCGCCGUCCUACGAGACACAGCUGCCCAGGAUCGAGGAGAUGGUGCGGCUGGGCAAGCGGAAAAGGAAGAAGGCCAAGCAAUAUGAAGCCUUCCACUCCCCCCAAGAAGUGAUGCAGUGGCAGACUGUCCUGCGAAGAUCCACUGGGCACAACAGCAACCACCGAGAGUACGCCAGUGGGGAAACGGAACUGGAGGAGCAUCAGGAGCUGGCCGAUCUCGAUGACGAGGAGAUGGGUGAACCAGACUGGCUGGCAGAAGAGGAGGCCGAAACGGAAGUGGAGCUACCUCUGGAGCCAACGGAAACCUCCACUGCCAGCAGCACUGAACCCUUUCGGAUCGUCUAUUUCGAUGAGAGUCUGGAGCGACCAGUGGUGGAGCAGCACCUGACCAGCACCACUUCACCACCACCACCGCCCGUGCGCCAGAGCUCGCGUUACGCACUCAAGAGGGAGUACUACGCCUUCCCGGUUUACACGCUGGGCAAACUGCUCCAAAAUCCAUCCAAGAAGCGGAUCGAGAAGAGGAGCUCGGCGGAACGGGAGCCCAGCACCUGGUUCAUUCUGAAUUCACGCUACAAGGGACCGCACCACCGCUCACUGGGAACGGAUAACCAGACCAGGUACUACACCUCCAAGUACAUUGAGAAUGGCUUCCGACCGCGGAGAUAA